Messenger RNA from Ilex paraguariensis (yerba mate), 853 nucleotides. The record is from the annotation of a GenBank genome assembly. NCBI's taxonomy places the organism in Eukaryota, Viridiplantae, Streptophyta, Magnoliopsida, Aquifoliales, Aquifoliaceae.
GCCGAGGCAGCACCUUGACCACAAUUCCAUCGCCUAGAAGCGAUAUAGAGGAGGAAAAGGAUUGGAAGAUAGUGAGUUUCAGAGACUAUGAUUGGCCAUUCAAUCUGUUAAACAAGUCUUCUCCUUUUCCUUCUUCUUCUUCUUCUUCGUCUUGGUAGCGCAAGUUAAUCUGGUGCGCACCCACAGUCGCAAUCUAGUGAAGACCAUGGCGGAGCUGGCGCAAGCAGAAGUGUACGCGCCGAGGUCAAUUCAAGUAUGGAGGACACUGUUGAACUGGUUGGGUUUUUUCUUUCAGAUCUUCGUUCAGAUCAUCAGAGGCACGCCUUCCUUGACUCAAGUCCUCUCUUUCGUUGGCCUUCGACACAAUUCUUUGCUCUCUGAUUCCUCUUCGCCUUGCUUCAAGCCGUUGCCGUCCGUUGAAUUGCUCGAACCGGAGGCUCCAGAGCCGGCUGCGGUGGAAAUUUCUGGUUAUAGAUUUGCCGAUGGUUUUCAUGAUCGCCCUCUGGAGAAACUCACGGUGGUUCUCGACUUGGAUGAAACUCUAGUAUGUGCAUAUGAGACGUCUAGUUUGCCUGACAUUGUUCGUACUCAAGCCACAGAGGCAGGGUUGAAGUGGUUUGAGCUGGAAUGUAUAUCAUCAGAAAAGGAAUGCGAAGGCAAGCCAAAGGUGAACUAUGUCACGGUUUUUGAACGUCCUGGAUUGCAUGAAUUUUUAAAACAACUAAGUGAAUUUGCUGAUCUGGUGUUAUUUACUGCAGGUCUUGAAGGCUAUGCACGACCACUUGUUGACAGAAUAGAUGCUGAAAAUAGAUUCAGUCAUAGACUUUAUCGGCCUUCCACAAAGAGCACGUAA